AUGGAUGCUAAGGAGACAACCGAUGCAGUGCAUCAUGAGCUCGCUAUAACCAAACCGCAGCAUCACAAUCCGACCGGAACGGUCACGCUGCUGGAAGAUGGAGAAGUUGUCUUGAUUCCUACUCCAUCACCGGAUCCUCGUGAUCCAUUGAAUCUUCCACAGACGCAGAAAUGGGUAAUCGACAUUAUUAUCGGAUUUUUUGCUGUAUUCAGUGUCCUCUUGACUUCUGGCAUGGGCCCCAUUCUCUCAACCAUCAUGGCCGAUUAUGAGUACAACCCCCGAGUCACGGACCUCAUGACAUAUCCAACCUUGUUCAUGGGCAUUGGAAAUCUCAUAGCCAUGCCGCUCGCCACAGCUGUGGGCCGCCGUCCUGUAUUUUUGGCCUCUGCUCUGAUCCUGAUGGCUGGCUCUAUCUGGUGCGCUGCUAGUCAGAGUUUGGAAUCGCAUAUAGCCGGAAGAGACAUUCUCUCUUUGGCAGCCGGACAGUCGGAAGCUUUGUGUCCGAUGAUUAUCCAGGAAAUCCAUUUCGUCCACGAACGCAGCAGCAAACUAGCCUGGUUCAGCGCCAUUCAAUCAAUCGGUACGGCCGGUCUGACCAUCGCCACUGCCUAUCUCGUCAGUGACCUAGGAUGGAGAUGGUGGUACGGUAUAUUUGCUAUUGCAAGCGGGCUCGUCUUCCUGCUCGCCUUUGUCUUGGUUCCAGAAUCGGCAUACCCGCGGCCAACUGAUGCCUACAACGGGCUUGUUCGCAUCUACCACGAAGGAGAAGAGAUAUCUGUGGUCAGAGCGACGGAGAAGAACAGGGUUCCUCUCGAUUACAACCGAUAUAAAGCACGGAGUCUGUCACAUCGUCUCAGGGUGUUUCAUGACCAUGCCAGAGAUUGGAGCAAGGCAGUUGAAUGCUGGAAGCAAAUGGGACAGUGUAUCAUGUUUCCAAACAUCAUCUGGGUGGUGCUGAUGAACAGUGUUGCGCUGGCCAUCUACGUGAUUUCUGUCACCGAGUUCUCGCCGAUUCUGUCUUCGCCACCAUAUGACUACAAAACGACCAGUCUGGGUCUUGUUCAAGGUGGCCAGAUCGUGGUAUCCCUGCUCAUGAUCCCUCUCCUUGGCUACGGUGGUGAUCGGUUAUACAAAUGGAUAGCUCGACACCGGGGCGGUCUCGCAGAGCCCGAAGUGCGUCUGAUCCCUAUCCUGCUCCCUAUCGCGGUCAUGGUCAUUUCCUCUGUGAUCUUCGGCCGCGCUGGCUCACAUCCGUUCGAGUGGUCUGCAUGGGCUAUAAUCACCACGUACAGCGGUAUUUACUUUGCAUUUAUCGGCAUUAUCUUGAUUGGCUACACCUACUCGCUCGACAGCUAUGGUGAACGAGCCGCCCCAAUUCUCGUCUUGAUUUGUUCUAUUCGUGGGUUUAUUUCCUUUGGGAUCUCGUUUGGAGUGACCAAGUUUGUGACUGAGCAGGGGUAUCAAGGUGCAUUCAAUAUAUGUACGAUUAUUGCGGGUGUGAUUUCGGCGUUUGGGCUUUUUGUUUUCCUAUAUGGUCCGAAGAUUCGGGCUGUAACGAUGAAGUACGCUGUGGACAAUAGAACCGUUGAGACAUAA
This is a messenger RNA of Talaromyces rugulosus, 1596 nucleotides long. RefSeq lists its product as uncharacterized. Gene Ontology annotation, biological process: transmembrane transport. Bases 1 to 1596 code for a protein of 531 amino acids. The record is from RefSeq and is a predicted model, not a curated record. The transcript is spliced from 4 exons. Gene Ontology annotation, molecular function: transmembrane transporter activity. Lineage: Eukaryota; Fungi; Ascomycota; Eurotiomycetes; Eurotiales; Trichocomaceae.